UUAAAUAUGCGCAAAACUCUGUUCAAGGCCGCUGAUCAACUCCCGUGACCCGUCUUCCUUUCUUGGCACCGUUGCCAUGGCCAACCGCUGGAACUUGGUAGGGAAGAGGGUGCGGGUGCCCGAGAUCACAUCGUCGAGAUGCAUCCCGGAGAGCACCGUCACUGGGACUCUCAGCUUCGAGGUGGCAGCUGCUCAUUACCCCAAUCUCUUAGCCAUGGGCGUGGACGAGUGCGCUAGAUCGGACGUCUACAGCUUCGGCGGCUACGAUUGGGGCAUCGAGUUGUACCCAUACAGGUGGUGGCCGGGCGACAACCAGGCAAGCAAUGCCAUGGCCUACUUGUGGUUUCUCGGCCCAGCCGGGCCAGUGCAUACCAAGUACACGCUGAGCGUGUUGGGUAACGAGAUAGAGGAACCGGUGGCCAGCUUCGGCGUGUUGGAGGGACUCUUUUCUCCGGUGGAACCCAAUAACUGCUGGGGCACAUUGCUGAAACCGCUGUCCGAGCUCGGGGACGGCGGCUUCACGUUACAGUACGUCCUCACCGUCAUCAACGUCGAGCCCCGGCCGAUGGAGCUGCCCGGCCACCUCGAGCGCAUGCUGGUGAAGGGAAGACGCGCGGACGUCCGGUUUCGGGUGCGCGGCCGAAACUUCCGCGCGCACAGCUCUAUCCUGGCCGAGCGGUCGCCCGUCUUUGAAGCGCAGCUCUUUGGCCCCAUGGCGGAGAAGGACAUGCGGCGGAUCAAGGUUGUCGGCAUGAGGCCAGCCAUCUUCAAGAUGAUGCUUCGCUAUAUCUAUACGGACAUACUGCCGUCAUGCAACGACCAAGGCGGCCGCAGCGCUGCGGUGAUGCAGCGUUUGCUUGUCGCGGCGGACAGGUACGGGCUGGACAGGCUGAAGCUCAUGUGCGAGGAAGAGCUGUGCCGGAGGAUCGACGCAGAGACCAUCAUGUCCAUGCACGCGCUGGCACAUCGGUACCAUUGUGAUCGGCUCAAGCAUGCAUGCCUCCAGUUUCUUACGUGGUCGCCGGAAGUCCUCGCCGACGUCUUUGAGAGUAGUGGGUUUAACGAGCUCUGCAUGACAAAUUACCGACCAUUGCCUCUGGAGGGAGAAGUCUCGCGGGCAAAACGUAGCCAUGCAGAGGAAGAAACUGAUCCAGGCCAGAAAUGAAAGAGGACCCGCAAUUUCUUAGGAAGUUGAUAUAUAUACCGUACUAAGGUUGAGACAUUUAUUUUAGGACAGAGGAAGUACUA
Triticum aestivum (bread wheat) is the source of this 1248-nucleotide messenger RNA. Its product is annotated as BTB/POZ and MATH domain-containing protein 2-like. Gene Ontology annotation, biological process: protein ubiquitination. Bases 77 to 1165 code for a protein of 362 amino acids. Gene Ontology annotation, molecular function: protein binding. NCBI's taxonomy places the organism in Eukaryota, Viridiplantae, Streptophyta, Magnoliopsida, Poales, Poaceae. The record is from RefSeq and is a predicted model, not a curated record. The transcript has a single exon.